Messenger RNA from Ipomoea triloba (trilobed morning glory), 1811 nucleotides. RefSeq names its product protein WVD2-like 3. The transcript is spliced from 7 exons. Gene Ontology annotation, biological process: microtubule cytoskeleton organization. The record is from RefSeq and is a predicted model, not a curated record. Lineage: Eukaryota; Viridiplantae; Streptophyta; Magnoliopsida; Solanales; Convolvulaceae. The coding region runs from base 401 to 1516 and encodes 371 amino acids. Gene Ontology annotation, molecular function: microtubule binding.
GGGAUUAUCAAAAGGGUUAACAAAAGAGUGUGUUAAGCAAAGAGUGGUCCACCUUACAUCGCUUUAAUUUGCCUCUCUAAUCAUGUUUUAGUUGGGAUUUAAUUUUGGUUUUGACAAUCUAACUCUUCUACCUAAAGCAUCAAAAGAAAUUUUUUUUCUCCUUUUUGUUUUUCAAUAGAUUUUUAGUUUUUAAGUUUGAUGUUAUUUUCAUUAUUAGAGUAAAAUCUAUGCACAUAUAAAUAUCAGCAAGAGAGACUGUAGUGUCUGUGUGUCUGUAUACACAGCCGCAGCUGGCUCUGUAAAUUGGAAAUUGGAAGGCAAAGGCAAAACCCAGAAAUGCAGUAACCAUUGAAGAAGAAGAUAAAACAGUCUUCUUUUGGGUCAUUCUGAUAACAUUAGUAUGGACCACGAAAAUGAUAGCGUUGUGAGUAGCUUGAACGGGGUUUCACAAGAUUCAACUAAUGAGGCUAAUACGAACCGAGGUGUUGAUCAUGAUCAUAUCAAUGUGGAGGGAGAAACAAAUAUGCCAACAGAGAAUUUGGAAGUGAAGGAAUACACAAUGUUAAUCGAGAGCUCUAAACUUUCUGAAGUCAGAAAUUGCGAGGAUGGUGAUGGGGCGAGCUUAAAGUGUGAGAUCGUGUUGCCCGAGAAGGAGAUUGAAUCUGAAGUUUCAAAAGCAGCAGAAGAGAGUAAGAGCUCGAGAGCAUCUCUGAAAGCUGUAAACAAAACGGGUUCUGGAAACUGCAAAACGAAGUGCACUGUCCCGCAGCCAUUUGCUCUGGCAACUGAAAAGCGGGCUUCCAAUGGAACUCGUCCUGUUGGAAAUGAUGCUGACGCUUCGCAAGAUCCAACUCCAACCAAACAAAAUCAAUUAGUAUCUCCCGGGACUACCAGGAAGCCACUGCAACCUGAUAACAAGAAGCACCCUGAUGACGAGAACUCAUAUGCAGUCACUACAUUACGGGGACGAAAGCCCAGAAAAGGUACUGCAUUAGUUCCAACGUUUAGAAGCACUGAACGGGCAGAGAGAAGGAAGGAGUUUCACACGAGAUUGGAAGAGAAACAUCAAGCUUUAGAAGCUGAGAGAAUUCAAUGGAAAGCAAGGACAAAGGAAGAAUGUGAAGCAGCAGUAAAGCAACUGAGGAAGAGUUUGGUGUUUAAGGCCAAUCCAAUGCCAAGCUUCUACCACGAUGGACCACCACCUAAGGCUGAACUAAAAAAGCAGCUACCACCAACUCGUGCAAAAUCACCCAAAUUAGGCAGAAGGAAGUGCUGUAAUAUUCCACCCGGUUCAAGGAAACAGAUUGAAGACGGUGAUCACAGAACUCGUCACAAUCUUGGUGGUUAUAGAGACAGUGCAACCUUUGCUUCAACAAACGGAAGACAUCACAUCGGUGUCCAAAACUCAGCUACAUUCAAAUAUAAAGACGAGUCCAAUCACGAAGAGGAGACGAACGAGUCACAUAUGACUAAGAUCCACCAAGAAAUCGAAGUCAAUAUUACUGUUCAAUCUUGAGCCUAUGAAUGUGUACUGAAAGGUACUGGAGUUGAAGUUAGAGAGGCCUUUUUGACAGGCACAGGGUGUGAUCCAAUAAUACAUAGUUGACAUACAAAAGUAUGGCAUUAAAAUACACUCAUACUUGUCAACUUUUCAACUCAAGGUAGGUAGAUACCGAAGAAAUUGGGCAUUUUUCUGGUGCUGUAAUUGUGUAACAGCACCAAGGAAGUUCAUCCUUAGCUUUUUCCUUAGAUUUUGCAUCUGUGCAUGAUGUUGACAGUUAGCAGUUUGAAAAAUUGAUCUCUUCUUUUGA